UGUUAAUGACAAUCAGUUCGCGUAUCUGGAGUUUUCCUAUAAAGAGAGAGAGAAAAAAAUCACACACCACAUGCCGUUUCAAACAGACGUAGCCUACUAGUCUGAGCAGUAAAUAGCCAAAUAAAUACAGAAAUACUUUUUUAAUCGGUUAAUGCCACUGCACGCCGUAAAUGCCUGACUUCUGAAAAAUAGAAAAUUAUCUUGGAAGAAAUUUCCUUUCAGUGAGAUUUUCGUAAUAGCAUUAAGGGAUUAAUAUUAUUAUUUCAAAAUUCUCUGGUUCCAAAUUUUACGGGAUUAUGUGAUACUCGACUGGUUUCCUAUUAUACCUAUAGAAUACAUGAUGAAUGAAUGGCAUUCUGCGGCAAACGGGCAAAUGGGAGUAAGGCUCUUCUGAAAGAAGAUGACUUUUGUUUGCUCUAAUACGAGGUUUAGUGCUUCCCUGUCCUGAAAAGAUAACACUUACUUGUUUAUGGCAUCCAUUCUGGACGAGUAAAUUACCUACAACAAUUACUCGCCGAGGUCCGUAGUGGGGGGUCUCAAUUCACAUGCUAAAACUUCACAACUACGAUAUUCUAAGUAAUGACGUAGAAAAUCCCGUUGGUUUUAAGAACUAGAUGUUGUGAAAGCCUUCCGUUUUAUUACAGCUGGAGCGGCUGUAAAGUACUCGUCUUAUUUUAUACCUGGUUAAGAUAAGCGUUUGUCGUCCUUGUAUUGAUCGGCAUGUCUUCCACUGCCGUUCAGCCGGUGGAGAGGAAGACUCCGUUUACCAUUGAACGAAUCUUGGGAUUAGACCUAAAGGAGCAAAGUACUGUACCUGUAAAGCCGCAUAGACCAUGGAUAGAUGCCUGCAACAAUUUGGCCGGAUCCGAAUCGCAGUUUACACAGGAGACGAAAUGCAAACAGGAUUCAUGCGACCGACCGGCUUCAGAUUCGUACAAGAGAACCUUGAACUGGUAUAUCGGCCGCAGACCCCGAACCGCAUUUACCGGUGCACAGAUUGAGAUCCUGGAAAGCAUAUUUCAAGUCAAUUCCUACCCUGGCAUAGAUUUGAGAGAGGAGCUGGCCACAAGACUGGAACUGGAGGAGGACAGGAUCCAGAUCUGGUUUCAGAACCGGCGGGCAAAGCUGAAGCGAUCCCACAGGGAGUCCCAGUUCCUGAUGGUGAAAAGAGCCUUCUCCGAUCUCCACAGCUAGGCAGGACACUAGUGUCGCAGUGUUUCCUCACAGACUCAAUAUCAGAGAUGCACAUUCACACACGGUCCCCUCUGACAUCCAGCUAGUCGCUGCUGCCCCCCCAGAAUUCCACUAUCUUUGUACAGUCUUUACCAGGGGUCUUAAACUUCAGUCCCACAGAGAACCAGCCCUCUACAGAUUAGUUCUUUGACUGUUCCACCACACCUGAUACAACUUCUCUGCUAAUUACCACCCAUUUCUUGAGUUAAAACAGGUGUGUUAAAUGAGGGGAAACCUAAAAAUGUGCAGGGUUGGGACUCUGGCUUGAACGUUUGUGUGUAUAUACAGAUGUAUUCCUUUUUAUUUGAAAAUGUCACUAUUAUAUGUGCUUAAAUUGUUUCAGCAUGUUUGUAGAUACGCCAACAAUUAUAGUAAAUUGACAGAAUCUCUGGUCUUAGUUUA
Brienomyrus brachyistius is the source of this 1635-nucleotide messenger RNA. RefSeq names its product HESX homeobox 1 (gene hesx1). Gene Ontology annotation, cellular component: nucleus. Gene Ontology annotation, biological process: forebrain development; pituitary gland development; regulation of transcription by RNA polymerase II. The record is from RefSeq and is a predicted model, not a curated record. The coding region runs from base 721 to 1194 and encodes 157 amino acids. Gene Ontology annotation, molecular function: DNA-binding transcription repressor activity, RNA polymerase II-specific; RNA polymerase II cis-regulatory region sequence-specific DNA binding. The transcript has 4 exons. Lineage: Eukaryota; Metazoa; Chordata; Actinopteri; Osteoglossiformes; Mormyridae.